AUGGAUGAGGAGCAGAGCAAGAGCAGCAGCAGCAGCAAUAGAGUCGAGGUACUUGAGCCAAGCAGCAGCAGCGAGGAGUUGGGACAGCAAGCAAAGCCAGCGGAAGAGGCAAAGGAGGACGAGCAAAGCAAUGCAGAAAGCACGCUCGUCGAGGAUGCAGACACCCAGGCCGAGGACGUCUCCGAUGGCAUCUCGAUAAUCAGUGACUGCGAGAGCACUGGACGCAUUUCGCCGCAUCCCUUUCUGCGCGAGCAUCUCAACGAGCUGAGCUUCAAGUUCGAUGCGGGCCAUGAAGUGCCGCUGCUGGGCAAUAUGCCAGAUCUGAAUGCUGCCCAGGAGAUGCGUGAACGACGUCGCCGUGACCCACGCCCAGCCCUGCAGCUGAAUAAUGCACCGCAGCCAGCAGCACAGCCAGCAGCACCGUCGACAGCUGUGCAACGUCGCUAUCGUAUGCCGCCGCUGAUGCAUAACGGAUUGACCGCCAUCUUCUAUGUGGGCGCCACUUUGGCCGUGCUGGCACUUAUUGGCCGACUGCGUAAUCCCGAGUGGAAGGUGUUCAGCAGCAAUGAGGCCAUUCCGGAUCUGGAUCAGCGGCUGCUCGAUCUGGAGCUGCAGAAUAAUCUGAUGCGCGCCGAGAUUGAUAUCAUGUCCAAGCAGCUGCUAUAUCUUAGCUCCAUAGCUGGACAGGGUCACGGUCCGGGCCAGGGUCAGGGACAGGGACAGGGAAAGGGUCAUGGACACGGUCAGGCCCAGGCUCAGCCGCGCAAGCCGAAAACAUUCAAGGCCUGGUCCGGCAACGGCGACUCUGUGGAUCCUGUGGUCAUUACCAAGGCGGACCUGAAGCGCCCGUACAAGUGCCCCGAUGGCAACUAUGUGGAAAUCGCCGCCAUGUGCAUGGAAGCAAAACCGCAUGCCGAAUCUCUAGCCGAUGAGAUUGGUGAUGCGGUGAACGAUGUGCUGCGGCAAUCUCAAGCUUUUCACGACUUUGAAAAGGUCACCGAGCUGCUAGGCACACUCGCUGGCGAGGACGAAACGCCCACAUCCACACCCACGCCCGCACCGAAUGUCGGUGCCAGCGAUCCAUCCAAAGCUUUCCAUGUGCAUGGCGACAAAAUGCGAGCACCGCCCCUCGAGACCAACAAGCAACGCUAUCCCAAUACAGAUGCAUCGAAGGAACGCUACAAGACCAAAUACAACAACAACGCAAAGUGGCAGGACUCCAAGGAGCAGAAGUAUGAUUCCAAGGAGCACAAGUACAACUCGAAGGAACGCCGCUAUCGCAAGCAUCUGGGCAACUCCAAGGAGCAGCAGCACGGCAGGAAGCAGCGCCAUGAUGAUGACGAUGACAGCGCCAGCGGCGAGUGGCACGAGCGCAUGAUGCAACAUCGUGAGCACGCACGCCAGCGUCACGAGAAGAAGCGCAACAACAAUUGGUUCAUCGAGCGCGGCGGCGGUCGGGAGCAGAUCCGCUCCAGCGAGACGCGACGUUAA
This is a messenger RNA of Drosophila mojavensis, 1491 nucleotides long. RefSeq lists its product as uncharacterized. Lineage: Eukaryota; Metazoa; Arthropoda; Insecta; Diptera; Drosophilidae. Bases 1 to 1491 code for a protein of 496 amino acids. The record is from RefSeq and is a predicted model, not a curated record. The transcript is spliced from 3 exons.